CAAGUCGGAGGCGCGCAGCUCAAGCGCUGCUGCUCAGUCAUGGCGGAGGAGCUGAACGCGGACUGGCUGUCUCGCUUACCUUCCUCAUGGAGUUACGGCGUGACACGGGACGGACGCGUAUUCUUCAUCAAUGAAGAAGCAAAGAGCACAAACUGGCUCCAUCCAGUCACGGGAGAAGCCGUCAUUACUGGACACAGAAAAACUCCAGAUUUACCAACUGGAUGGGAAGAAGGAUAUACGUUUGAAGGAGCCCGUUGCUUCAUCAAUCAUAAUGAACGCAAGGUGACCUGCAAGCAUCCCGUCACAGGCUUUCCAUCGCAAGACAACUGCAUCUUUGUCGUCAACGAACACCUGAAUUGUGGGAAACUUGUGCAUUUUGUUUUCAACAGACCAGCGACUAAAACACCAGUGACCGAGAAGAAGGAACGUCCCACCAGCACCAUGAGUGAAGCGUCCAACUACACCGGCGGCUCAGACUACACAACACACCCCAGCAGUCCAACAUCCAGACAGUCGAGAUCCUCAAAGAAAGUGCACAACUUUGGGAAGAGGUCAAACUCGAUCAAGAGGAACCCCAAUGCACCAGUGAUCAAAAAUGGCUGGCUUUACAAACAGGACAGUACCGGGAUGAAGAUGUGGAAGAAGAGAUGGUUUGUGCUGUGUGACAUGUGCCUGUUCUACUACAGAGACGAUAAAGAAGAGGGAAUUCUGGGAAGUAUUCUCCUACCCAGUUUCCACAUCUCCAUGCUGUCCGUGGACGACCAUAUAAGUCGGAAAUACUCAUUUAAGGCGACACAUCCAAACAUGCGGACAUACUAUUUCGGCACUGACACAGCCAAAGAUAUGGAGUCCUGGAUGAAGGUUAUGACAGAUGCAGCAUUGGUCCACACUGAGCCAAUCAGAAGGCUUGAGAAGGUAAAGUUCGACCCAAGCACUCCUCAGGAGAUGAACAACAUGUUGAAUCACAGGGUCCUGACCCGACCGGAGAUCCAAAACAAUGAGAGAAACCUUGAGGCACAACGGCAGGAGGAGAAGAAACAAAAUCCCCUGGAGAAACAGCCCUGCAUCCAGAAAGACAAAGAUAGCAGGGGUAGUGUGCAGAAAGACGGCGAGCGAUACACCUUUCAAAGAGACAGCGACGAUCACACACUCCAUAAAGACGCACAGCGAAUCGCUCUACAGAAGGAUGGAGACAGGUACAUGCUGCAAAAAGACGUGGAACAAUAUGUCCUUCAGAAAGAUGGAGAGAAAUAUGCAGUCCACAAAGAUGGUGAGAUGUAUUUACUUCAGAAGGACGGGCACAAGUACACGCUACACAAGGAUGGAGAUAAGUACACACUACAGAGGGACGACAAAUAUGCACCACCGAAAGAUACCGAGAAGAUCUUGCAAAAGGAUGGAAUAUACUCUCAGAAGCACCCUCAGCCAAAAGAUCCCGAAAAACCCGCCCCGCCUCCGCGAGAGGGCGAGAAAUACGCCUUCCAGAAAGAGGGCACCCUGGAGCGGCCGCUCACAAAGAUCAACAGCAUCAAACUCCAGCCAGCUCAAGCAGCUGCCAUCGCUGCAGCGGUCUCCUCAUCCAGACAACUCCACAGCGGGUCGAGUCAUUACAAGCCUGCCCUGGUCAAUGGCUCUGGCGAGCGUGGAGGAGAGAAGAGUCCUGGGGACAUCAACAACACCUUACCUCCGAGGAUGACGGUUCCGCCCCCGCCGGUAGAACCCGAGAGAACCUUGAGCAGAACAAACUCCAUGCAACAGCUGGAGCACUGGGUUCGGACACACCGCACACAAGCCCCGGACGACGACACCAGGAGCAUCACUUCCUACCAGACGUUGCCCAGGAACAUGCCCAGCCACCGGGCGCAGGUCGUGCCGCGAUAUCCUGAGGGUUACCGCACGCUCCCGCGAAACAUGCUGCGGCCAGACAGCAUCUGCAGUGCUGCAGGAUCAGUGUACGAUCGAGCGCUACAGCCAACAACAGCAGAGAAGCGGCGCUCCAUACGAGAUGACACCAUGUGGCAACUAUAUGAAUGGCAGCAGAGGCAAGCGCACAGCCGGCUCGGGUACGGGACACUGCCCAGCCCCAAAACCAGAGGCCAGAUUGCAGAGUCUAUCCCUACCUCCCCAUCUCAUGGAUCCCUGGCUGGUUAUCACACCUUCUCUUCUAAUCGACCCCUCAAUCCUGACUCCCGCUCUGAGGUUUCGUCGCCGGUGUUUCGUGGGGACACAACUAUAGAACGUCGGCACCGACCACACCUCUCAAAGUAUUCGUACCCUCCUGAGCGCAGAGCUGUUCCUCCAUCACAGAACAUCACAGCACAAUCUCUACAAGGAAAAACGGGACAAUCCCCCUGGAGCAACCUGGAGUUAAGUGCCUUGCUCAAGGACACAAUGGUGAUGGCUGUGGGGAUCGAACCAACAACCUUUUGCUUACCACCAGAGGAACUGACCCUGCUGCUCAUCAAACUACGGCGGCAACAGGCGGAGCUAAACAGCCUUCGUGAGCACACACUCACGCAGCUAAUGCAGCUUAACCUUGAUGCCGCCAACUCAAAGAGUGAAAUCCUUUCUCAUCACCUUCAGAGGAAUCUCAUGUACUUGGGCAGCCAGAUGAAGGAGAAUGAGCCAAUAAUCUUCAUGAUUCACACAGUGAUUGAGAACUCUGCACCAAGGCCGCAACUGUACCAGCAACAGUUGAGUCCGGAGGAGUACAGAGACAACACAUACUUAUACAGAUCAGAGGAAUUAGAUAUUGAUGCAAAGUUAAGUCGACUUUGCGAACAAGACAAAGUAGUGAGAACUCAAGAAGAGAAAUUACAGCAGCUUCAUAGAGAAAAGCACACGCUGGAGACGGCGUUACUGUCAGCGAGUCAGGAGAUCGAGAUGAGCUCUGAUAAUCCCACGGCAGUUCAGAGCGUCAUACAGCAGAGAGAUGUGCUUCAGAGCGGCCUCCUCAGCACGUGUAGAGAGUUGUCACGAGUCAGCGCUGAACUGGAGCGCAGCUGGAGAGAGUACGAUCGGCUGGAAGCUGAUGUCACACUGGCGAAGACUAACCUGCUAGAACAGCUAGAGGCCCUCGGGAGCCCACAGACAGAGCCUCCCAGUCAAAAGCACGUUCAGAUCCAGAAGGAACUCUGGAGAAUUCAGGAUGUGAUGGAGGCGCUGAGCAAGAACAAACCCAAGAGAACCGCAGAACCCAGUUUUCCUGGUGCAAACCCCCUAUCAUAUCUUCAUAAAAGUGAAGAGUCAGAUUCAGUGCCCCCGCGCCCUCCUCUCCCAUACGCUUAUGAGGGGGGCGAGCGCCUGCUCGUGCCCCCCCAGCCCUCCCCCGGCUCUGGUCAGCCUCAUGCGCCCCGUACCACCCCACACAGGCCCGAAGAUCGCAAGGCCGCUCAGCGCAACGGUGCCCACAGCGGACCAGAUUACCGUCUGUAUAAGAGUGAGCCGGAGCUUACAACAGUUGCAGAGGUUGAUGAGAGUAACGGUGAGGACAAAUCUGAACAGUCUGCAGAGAAAGAGCCACCCAGUGUUACCAAAGGUAUAGUUUACCCUGUUGGAGUGAUCAGCCCGAGGACUAAAUCACCCAUGCCUGAAUCGUCCACAAUCGCCUCUUAUGUAACCUUGAGGAAGAGCAAGAAGCCUGAUCCCAGAACAUCUCACCAGCCUGACCGUCCACGCAGUGCUGUGGAUCAUGUGAGCAGUGCCAUAGAGGUCGGCCGAACGCGCAUGAGCGUUGAGGAGCAAAUGGAGCGAAUCAGACGGCACCAGCAGGGGGCGCUACGUGAGCGGCGGAGAGAGGACGGCUCGCUGUCUCGUAGUCUCUCCUUCACUAAAGACAACCCGUACUACACCCUACAGGCACGCAAGAAGAGCCCUGUGAUCUCGCCAGACGAACAGGACAACCGUAGGGACCCGUCGCCAGGGGAACGAGAGCUGUUGACAAAGUCGACUGAUACAGAACAGAACUGCAAAGAUACUGAAGAUGUGGAACAUGGGAAUGACAACCUGGAGAAAGAGGAGAAACAGUCAGUCUCUCGAACAGACUCCAUCAAAGAGGCUCUUUUUAAGAGUAUUGGUCCCAAACCAAUACUGAACAAGGAGGAAAUGGACCCUAAACGCCCGACUCCCAUGGAAUACCGCAGAACUCUUGCCACUCAAAACAGCUUGCAGACGGCUGUCAUGGUCCGUGUGGGCACAGAGGAAGAUGAAGAGGAGGAUGAGGAAGAUGAGAAGCCCUCUAGUAAAGAGCAGGACGUCUCUUAUGAGCUGACCAACAGCAAACACAACACACUGAUGUCAGUGAACAGUCUGUCGACUCCGCCCCAUUCUCCAAGCUCCUCCUCCUCUCCCCCUCCUCCACCCUCCCCCCCACAGCUGACGGAUGGAUCGCACUUCAUGUGUGUGUGACCGAAGAGACGGAAGAUUCCUCCACUGUCUUCGAUAAACAGCACCAUUUGAAGGGACGUUCCAUCGGUUAGCCAAAAACAUCCCGUCUUAAACCAGACAGGAAGUACCACCUACUUCUGUAUCAUCUGACCAACACAGACGCCAACGUCCAGGCCUUAGUUCAACCACGCUCCCAUUUGCCAACCGCCGUGAGAGAAUCCAAGGGAAAAUGAUGCGUUUAUAGUGAUUAUUAUUUAUACUCCUACAUAUUUUGGUUUUAUGAGUCACAUUUUAGAUUACAGAGUUUUAUUCUGUUUGAGUUUAGUGUGUUUGGGUAAUGAGGGGGUUUAGGUGCUAUUGGAUGUACAUUCGCGUAUAUACAAACACACUAAUAACAUGCCACGCUCAUUUUAUUCAAAUUAUCAAGAGUUGUGUUCAUCGUUUGCUUGUUUUAUAUCAGUUUUAAUUGAUCGCUCCCAGUUUUCCCCAUUGUUGGUUGACACACGAUUUUUAGUACUCAUCUUUUGCACUGUACAACAUAAUUGUUUCUUUUUUACUCUGUUUAUAUCAGAUGAUUUGUGUAUAAAUGAUGUACAACAGACAAUUUCAAUAAGGUGCCGCUGUACUGCUGUCGACAAACAGGAUUCUACUUUUAUGGAUUUGUAAAUGAUCUGUAUGUUGGAUAGUCUGCAAUACCCACCACACUGUUUCCCGACACACUCAUGAAUGUUCCAGCUUACGUUUUAUUUUUCUAUGGCUGAGAUAUAUUUAAAUAGAGAGAUGAGUACAGAGUAUUAAUGUUUUAAGAAGAGUAUUACAGAGAUAUGCUUUGGUAUGCAGCGCUCGAACGCUUUUGAGCAUAGUGGAGAAUAGCACAUGAGAAGUUAGUGUUUUUAAAAAAAAAAGUUUAAAAAAAAAGAAGCAAUAAGCAGGGUUUUGGUGUUUAACUUUUUAUGUAUAAACUGUAAAGUUCAUUAUGUAUAUAAUGUACACCAUACAAUCAGCAGAGCAGAGAACCAUAAGAUAUGUAUCAGAGUCAAUAUGCAAAUGUUCAUAUUUCAUCUGUUUUAUAUCAUGUGUAAUAAAUGUUGACAUUCUUAAA
Myxocyprinus asiaticus (Chinese sucker) is the source of this 5488-nucleotide messenger RNA. Its product is annotated as pleckstrin homology domain-containing family A member 5-like. Gene Ontology annotation, molecular function: protein binding; phosphatidylinositol-4-phosphate binding; phosphatidylinositol-3-phosphate binding. NCBI's taxonomy places the organism in Eukaryota, Metazoa, Chordata, Actinopteri, Cypriniformes, Catostomidae. Gene Ontology annotation, cellular component: cytosol. The record is from RefSeq and is a predicted model, not a curated record. The coding region runs from base 40 to 4407 and encodes 1455 amino acids. The transcript is spliced from 32 exons.